Messenger RNA from Brassica oleracea var. oleracea, 960 nucleotides. RefSeq names its product F-box protein SKIP19-like. Lineage: Eukaryota; Viridiplantae; Streptophyta; Magnoliopsida; Brassicales; Brassicaceae. The transcript is spliced from 3 exons. Bases 1 to 960 code for a protein of 319 amino acids. Gene Ontology annotation, molecular function: protein binding. The record is from RefSeq and is a predicted model, not a curated record.
AUGGCUUCUUCAUCAUCCUUGUGGCCGUUUCCUACUCCGCCGUCUUUGACUCAGGUGAUGAAAGAAGACGGAGAGUGCAUAAACUGGGCGGAGCUUCCGUCUGAACUAACGUCAUCCAUCCUGCGGAGGCUUAGCUCGAUCGAUAUAUUGGAAAACGCUCAGAAAGUGUGUACAUCGUGGCGUGGCGUCUGUAAAGACCCUGCCAUGUGGCGGAAGAUUGACAUGCGUAACCUAGGAAAAUUUUUCUACAAGGACAGACACAAACACGUGGCUAUGUGCCGUCACGCAGUCGAUCGUAGUCUGGGAGGUUUGGUUGAGAUUGACAUUUGUUAUAUCGGUACUGAUUCUCUUCUCAACUACAUCGCCGACAGAUCAAGUAACCUGAGAAGCCUUAGACUUGCUAUGUGUUCUACGGUAACAUCUGAAGGACUUACUGAAGCAAUUGCGAAGCUUACAUUGCUUGAAGACCUCGAGGUCUCAUACUGCUCACUCUCAGCUGAGUCUCUGAAAGUUGUAGGCCAGUCUUGUCCUAAUCUGAAGACACUGAAGCUAAACCGCGAGGGAGUAAACCGUUUUCCGUACGAGAGCGACGAUGAUGCUCUUGCAAUCGCUGAAACGAUGUCCAGACUUAGACACCUCCAGCUUUUCGGAAACAAAUUAACAGACGCUGACAUUGGUUUAAACGCCAUUCUUGAUAAUUGUCCUAACCUGGAACAUCUUGAUUUACGUUUGUGUCUCAACGUUAACUUUGUUGGAGAUCUGGAGAAGCGAUGUUCAGAGAGGAUCAAAGUUGUGAGACGUCCUGAUGACUCGACUCAUGAUUAUCCAUAUGAUGUACUUUUUUAUGAUUCGGGUUCAUUUGAACAUUAUUACCCUGAAGACCAUUACUUCCCAGCUACCAGCGACCAUUAUGGCGACGAUCAGUAUGAUAUUGAUAUAUUCGGUUUCAUUCAAAUCUAA